AUGAACGUGACAUAGCCAUUGUCUUUUCAUAAUAUGGAGAAGUAGUUGAUGUACAUUUGGUUUGUGAUAAAAUAACUGGAAAAUCUAAAGGAUUUUGUUUCCUUGCAAAUAAAGAUUAAUGAUCAACCAUAUUGGCUACUAUAAUCAUGCUGA
Molecule: messenger RNA, 153 nt
Organism: Paramecium sonneborni
Lineage: Eukaryota; Ciliophora; Oligohymenophorea; Peniculida; Parameciidae
Source: the annotation of a GenBank genome assembly